AUGGGGUCAGGGCAGUCGUCACUGAGCUAUAGAACUGCUUUUGUUGAAUUAACAAAUAAAACUCAACCUAUCGAUGCCAAUAACAACGAAUUUUGGGAUCAAUUUUGGUGUGAUGGUCCGACAAAGAUUAGUGAUAUGUUUGCAUCGGUUCCUGGAAGUGAGAUUAGAACAUUAAGGGAAGAAUCUCCUGGUAAUCUAGCAACACUUUGCUAUAAAGCAGUUGACUGCCUUGCACAAAUUGCUGAGGACUCUUUCCCAACUAUUCAGGAUCAGCAAACCGCUAUUAACUGUGUUCGACUUUUAAGCCGUAUUAUACCAUAUCUGUUUGAGGAUCCAGAAUGGAGGCCAUUCUUUUGGUCUGUUUUACCUGCUCAAAAUGACUCAAAUUCCGAUGUUACAAGUAGUGUUCCUUUGGCUCAAACUCUUAUAUCUUCUCUUUGUGAUUUACUUUUCUGCCCUGAUUUUACUGUCCACUCUCUAACAAAACCUGGUCCUGAUAAUGCGGAAGAUAUGCAUACAAUCGAUAGUUGCGAAUAUAUCUGGGAAGCCGGAGUGGGUUUUGCGCAAUCGACUCCACCAAACGCCCAACAUGACGAAAACCGCACGGAAAUUAUCCGCCUCCUCCUUGUCUGCUUCUCUGAAACAAUGUAUCUCACCCAGAGCGAAGCUCGAAGUGAAGUGAACAAAUGGAUUUCCUUUUUCUCCGGACCUGAAAACCGACACGUUCUUCCACUUUUCACUUCUCUCCUCAAUGUUGUCUGUGCUUACAAUCCCAGUUCUUCCUCACUCCCCUACAAUCAUUUAAUGUUUACGGAUUCGAGGGAACCUCUUGUCGAGGUUGCACUUCAAGUUCUUUGUGUCACUCUUGAAGCUGAAAUACCCAGUCUGGAUACAACGGGAAAGGGGCCCUUGAAUAGCUCAACUUCAGAUGUUGGUGGUGGCACUAACCUCUUUCUAAAUUACAUGUCGCGUAUUCAUCGAGAUGAGGAUUUCUCAUUCAUUUUGGAGGGGAUAACGCGACUACUGAAUAAUCCACUGACACAAACCUACUUACCAGGAUCCACGAAGAAGGUCGAAAUGCAUCAGGAAUUGCUGAUUCUUUUCUGGCGUAUUUGCGAUGUCAAUAAAAAAUUCAUGUUCUACGUCCUGAAAUCCUCCCGAGUCCUCGACGUCCUUGUCCCCAUCCUCUACCACCUCGUUGAGGCCCGAAAUGAUCAAUCUCAAUUGGGUCUGAUGCAUAUUGGCAUUUUCAUCAUUCUCCUAUUAAGCGGAGAACGCAAUUUUGGAGUGAGAUUAAACAAACCUUACACCAAUCGAACUGCCUUCGAUAUUACGCUUUUCACGGGUAACCAUGCCGAUCUUCUCAUCAUUGUGAGUUUCGAAUUGCUAGCUUUAUUUUACCGGAUGCAAUCUUCUUGA
Rodentolepis nana is the source of this 1419-nucleotide messenger RNA. Lineage: Eukaryota; Metazoa; Platyhelminthes; Cestoda; Cyclophyllidea; Hymenolepididae. The record is from the annotation of a GenBank genome assembly.